Molecule: messenger RNA, 4587 nt
Organism: Esox lucius (northern pike)
Lineage: Eukaryota; Metazoa; Chordata; Actinopteri; Esociformes; Esocidae
Gene: tmtc1
Product: transmembrane O-mannosyltransferase targeting cadherins 1
Exons: 22
Coding region: 261-3131 (956 amino acids)
Biological process (GO): RNA processing; protein O-linked glycosylation via mannose
Molecular function (GO): mannosyltransferase activity; protein binding
Source: RefSeq, a predicted model, not a curated record
CAGCACCGCGCGCUAUUGAUUUUCGGUCUGGGGCCUAGGUGGUGCUAAUGAAUCUCUGGCUCGGGGAGAACGGUGUCUGGUUGUGCGCAUGCGUCAGUAGGAGGCUUCUCUGCUCGUUGACUGCGGUUCCUCAGUCAAUCCCCACUUCCCACAGUAGGUUACGCAGUCGCUACCUGUCUAUCUAGCGGAACGGAGAUGGCUCCAAACUCACCCCGGGUUUCCCCUUGCUCCAAGCCGAUCGUUGCAAAACGAGGGCCGACAUGACAAUGCACAGACGAGAGAAGACCCCUGGCCCGCUCCGCUUGUCGUCGAUCCCGUUAGAAGCGGGGAGAGGAGCAGGUCGAUAUGCGGUGCUGCUGGCUCUCUGCGCGUUGUGCUACGGCAACUCUGUGCACGGGGAGUUUGUCCACGACGAUGUGUGGGCUAUCAGCAACAACCCCGACGUCCGGCCCGGGUCCAGCUUGCGUAACAUUUUCACCAACGACUUUUGGGGCAAAAGGAUGGCGGACAACACAAGCCACAAAUCAUACAGACCAUUAUGCAUCCUUACCUUCAAGUUGAACAUUCUCUUGGGUGGAAUGACGCCCCUCUACUUCCAUGUUGUCAAUGUGUGUCUGCACUGUGCCGUUACCUGUCUGCUGAUGCACACAUGUGUUUGCUGUGUGUUCGACGACCCCCGACUGGCCUUUCUCACCGCCCUCCUCUUCGCUGUGCACCCCAUCCACACUGAGGCUGUGUCUGGUAUUGUGGGCAGAGCGGACGUCUUGGCCUGCUUGCUGUUCCUCCUAGCCUUUCUCUCCUAUAUUAGGAGUGUAGGUGUGUGUGGUUCUGCAGACUCUUUGCCCUACACGGUGUCUGGGUGGGCACUGGGUGCCAGCAUGCUGCUGGGGACCUGUGCCAUGCUGGUCAAGGAGACAGGCAUAACUGUCUUUGGGGUGUGUGUACUCUAUGACGCCCUGGUCCUCUGCCGCAAGCCCCUCCUCUUACACUGCCCUAACCAGCCCUGUUUCUUGUGUGGAGCUCCUACAAUCCAACAACCACCAACCAGGUCCAUCAACAGUAUCAUCUGCCACUCACCACAUGAGCACACGCCAACCUUACCACCAUCUCAAGAGUGCGGUAACCUGUCCAGCUCCAAGAUGGAUCUUCUCAGAGUCUCCAGCCCCUUCCUCAAACGAGCCUGUGCCAUCUGUCUCCAUGUGGCAGUAAUAAUGUCUUUUAGACUCUGGCUGAUGGGCGGAUCCAUGCCGCUCUUCUCUGAACAAGACAACCCAGCGUCUUUCUCCCCUCACCUACUCACCAGGAUCCUGACAUACUGUUACCUGCUGUCAUUCAAUGCCUGGCUGCUUCUAGCCCCAGUGCUUUUGUGUUACGACUGGCAGGUGGGCAGUAUACCACUGGUCGAGUCACCUUGGGAUAUACGCAACGUUGCCACCGUGCUGCUGGGAGUGGUCAUGGUCGCCUUGUGUCUGCACUGUGUCACGUCUCUACAGAGGCUGGGGAGUAAGGAGGUGUUGGUGGGAGUUUUGCUCCUGGUUUUUCCCUUCAUUCCGGCCAGUAACCUCUUCUUCAGGGUGGGCUUUGUGGUUGCAGAGAGAGUCCUCUACAUGCCCAGUAUGGGUUACUGUAUCCUGGUGGCCCAUGGCCUGGGGAGGCUGUGUUCUGUGGCAGGUCGCUGGGGAAAUACAGCCCUUACUGUCUCCAUGCUGCUGGUUCUCCUGCUUUUUUCCUGGAAGACCGUUCAGCAGAAUGAGAUCUGGUUGUCCCGGGAGGCCCUCUUCAGGUCUGGCAUCCAGACAUUGCCGCACAAUGCCAAGGUUCACUACAACUAUGCCAACUUCCUAAAAGACAGAGGACGCCACCAGGAGGCCAUCCACCACUACAAAACAGCUCUCAGGUUGUACCCUCUCCAUGCUAGUGCCAUGAACAACCUGGGUACUCUGACACACCAUGCAGAAGAGGCAGAGCGCUACUACAGGAAAGCCCUGGCCACCAACCCCCAUCAUAACAGAGCCCUAUUCAACCUGGGAAACCUGCUCAACAGUGUAGCUGCAAUGGGUGUAUUGCACAGUUACAAGAAACUUCUGAAAGACUUGAAGAAUACGAGGGGCAUUAAUGCUGCCGGAGGCACAAGUUGGACAAAACUACUAUUGCCCCUACUGCCAUUAAAGCAGAAAUCCCAGGGCAAGGAGGAAGAGGCAGAGGCUCUGUUGAAGCAUUCAAUUCGUUUUGGUCCACACUUCGCUGACGCCUACUCAAGCCUAGCAUCACUCUAUGCAGAGCAGAAGCGAUAUGCGGAGGCGAAUAAAGUAUAUCUGCAAGGCAUAGAGAACUGCCCGGAAAGCUCAGACCUGCAUAACAACUAUGGAGUAUUUCUGGUUGACACCGGAGAAGGGGCGUUGGCAGCAGCCCACUACCAGCAUGCCGUGCACCUGAAGCCUGCGCACUAUGUUGCCAUGGUGAACUUGGGCCGCCUCCUUCGCUCCUCCAAUGAGAAUAAGGAAGCAGAAUCUUGGUACAAGAAGGCCCUGCAGGUGACAAGAAAGGUGGAAAUCCUGACGCCACUAGGGGCAUUGUACUACAACACAGGACGCUAUGAGGAGGCUUUGCAGGUGUACCGUGAGGCAGCUAUGAUACAGCCAGACAGCACAGACAUCUGGCUGGCUCUGGCACAGGUGUUAGCCAUGGCGGGCCGAUCUAAAGAGGCAGAGAAGAUGACACUGGGGAUCAUAUCCAAACAGGGGAGCUGUAUUGAGUGUUACCGACUACUAUCUGCCAUCUACAGCAAACGUGGCAACUACACAGAGGCUCUGGAUGCUUUAGAAAAGGCUCUACAGCAGAACCCCAUAGAUAUAUCUGUUAGGGCAGAGCUUUACUUCUCUAAGGGAAACCAGCUCAGAGAGAUGAACCAGCUGGACAGAGCCUUUGAGAGCUACAAGCAAGCAGUGGAACUAAAACCUGACCAGUCGCAAGCUUGGAUGAACAUGGGAGGAAUUCAACAUAUCAAGGGAGACUAUGCAGCAGCCAGGCAUUACUACCAGAGAGCCCUGAUUCUAACUCCUGGCUCCAAGCUGCUAAAGGAGAACCUGGCCAAGUUGGAGCGGCUGGAGAGGAGGCUGACUGGGGACUAGACUAAACCAGAGACAAAGCAUCCUAAAUUAAGGAAGAAAGACCCUGGAUGUCCCAGCAUUAUAGCAGCUACCAAGCUUCUGGUUAAAAACAGACCUGGUUAGAAAAUCAACCUAAUUUGUUGAUGAUAUGAGAUGUUGAUGAACAUGACAGGGCUGUAGGGAAGACGGGGAGAUUGAGUUUUAGGGGAAGAUGAGGUUUCAGUCAUCUUCUGGAGAAAGAAGAUAGAGAGUGGAUCCUAACAGAUGGCGAUGUAACCACCAGCUCUUAAAACUGGACUUGAUUUUGGUUUACCAAGAAGUCUCAGGUAAUUGGUCAGAUGCUUGAUUAAGUUAUAGGGUUCGUACAUGUAAGGAAACAAUUUAAAAUGAGAAUCAGAAAUGGAACAAAUAACUCCACCUCUCUUUACAAGUUGCAGGCAACCAAGGUCCCCUCCCAGUUUUUAUUGGACCUGUCCCCCUUGGAAAUCAUGAUUUGUCCAUAGCCCCGGAACUAAUGCAGUUUGUGAUGUCAUGCAGUCUGUUGUAUCCUGACAGAUCUGACAGAUUUGUUUGCGUACUGUAGUUUGUCUACAAAAUGUUAUACUGGACCAGACUUUUAAAGGUAGGACCACUAGCUCCACGUAUCCCCCAGACUUUAAAGGAAGCUUUAACCCUAAUUGCUCUGCUUAAAAAAAACAUUUUCUUUUUUUUUUUUAGGCCUGUAUUAGGCAAGUGAUUAAAGAUUUUUCCUCCCAUAUUUGCUCAUGAGUAAAAUCAUAAAAACUAUUAUGAUAUUUUGAUUUAUGUGUGUUGUUCACAAUAAAAGCUCCAAUAAUUAGUUAUUUUAGACAAAUAAAGGUUUUGUCAAUAUUAAGGAUGGUUUGCUAAAAGUGUUUGGCCUUGUCCUAAUUGCAAUGUGGCCCUUACAAUCUCUAAGCCAGAGUUUGUGCCUGGGUUACUCUGUAAUGAGUAUCCUUUUGCUCCAUGAACACAUAGACAACAUGUGCUUUCAAACUUUAGCUUUCGCAGAUCCUCUGAGAAAAAAGCAAGGUCUGCUAUAUUUAGUCAAGUAGAAAUUAAUUCACUUUACAAAAAACAAAAGUACAUUUAAAUAUAUUUUCUUUAGCAAAUAUAUUUAUUAUUCAUACUGUAUGUAACACUUUAAAAUAAAUGUUGAAAUGCAUGAAAAAUACAUAAUUUGGACAAUCUGAAAAUUCACAUCCUAUCCUAAAAUACAUUUGUUUUAAAUGUAUUUGUUUUUCAUUUGGAUAGUGUCUCUAGACUCCUAAGGCCUAGCAUAUAAUUGACCCUCUGACCUGCUCAACAUUUACAAUGCUGUUUCUGUGUUAUUGUUGCUAUUGAUGUGCUAUGAAGAUUGUGAAUUAAAAUGUUAUGUGGAAUGUAAAAUGGAAUGAAGAUGACUUCUGCGAUGACUGAGAUUGAUAUGCACCAUAAAAAUAAAUAUAUGCUUUGUUAA